CGCUUUGAUCAAACCGCGUGACGUAAUCAUCCUGCGACAGAGUCGGUUUACUGCCGCGACGGAAAAUCCCGUUAUAAACAUACAAAUGUAAUGAUUUGAAUACUACAGGCGCGAGUUGGCUUAGCAGCAUUUUAUAUAGACACGUUUGCUCAGAGACACACGCACACAUGUUUAAAAAAUUGGUUAAUGCUUGUAUACUUAUGUUGCAGUCAUACUUGAAAACUCAGUAACGUUAGCAACCGUGUCCUCCAUUGAGACACUUGAGCAGCUAGGCUAACUCGCAAGCAAGUGCAGUUCCAACUUAAAAUCCACAUUGGAGGAGCCUGAUGGUGGAGAGCUGCUAAAGUAGGCAGGCAAAAGCCAGCAGGGAGGCCCUGGAGGAAUGGGCAAGGCUGGACAUGAGAGUCCAAGUUCAUAACAGCUCCGACCAUUCAAAGCCGGCACCAGCCGAGAUGUCGGAGAAUGGCCGCGCACGAAGGAAACGCGUGCCCAAGUUAUGCGACUGCUGUGGGCCGAACACCAAACCUCACGCGCUGGGUCACGGGCCGGUCACGAAGAAACGUGGCCGCAGGAAGAAGGAGGUGGCGAACGAAGUGGAGGUGACGACUGACAACCAUUUAAGUUCUGCAUUUGUAGACCUAGCAUCAACACCAGACACCACAGACACCACAGACACCAUGACUGUGUGUGACAUGCAACAAGUAACACUUCCCGAACCAGGCCCACCACUGAGUGGGGAACAGAUUAUUCCUCUGGUUCUGCACAAUGGCACUGCGGCCAGUCCAGAAAAUGGUCCAAAAACUAACAGUGAAUGCAAUGAUGCCGAUUGCACUCCACUCAGUGACUCAAAAGAGCCCAGUUCUGUCACGCACAGUACAACUCAAGCCAGUUUGGAUGCACACUGUGAUCCUACAACACCUCUGGACUGCAUGCAUGGUAGUCUGACCUCACACAGUGACUGUACAGAAAAAUGCGUAGGUCCUGCUGCAGAGAGCAGCAUCACUACGUCAGAUCAGCCCACAGACACUGAUGCCAUGGAAAUUGAACAUGCUGUUUAUGCAGUUUAUCUAAACACAAAGGCUUUAAGGGACCACCGUUACUGCAAACGGCCUCACGGCGAUGCAGAAGAAGAGCAAGCUAAUAUCUCACAGCCGCCUUCAGCUGAAAUCCAGCAGGAAGAUAUUGUAGAACUCCUUCACGAAUACCUCGAGUUUUUCUAUGGGAAAUAUGGGAGCUUCAUUCCACUGAGCGAGGAGGACAUUCUUGAGUACCUGAACAAACACUUGAACGCUGACUUUAAUGACAGAGGAAAAAUGAUAAACAAAGAAGUGCUGAAGUACAAGGCCAGCUUGGCCUGCGCAUCGAUGCAUUUCUUCAAAGUGACCUAUAACAAGCACACUCUGGCACUCGAAGACCUUUCAACACUUGAAGACCAAAACUGGGUCAAUGACCAGGUCAUAAACAUGUAUGGUGAAUUGAUCAUGGAUGCUACAAACCACAAGGUUCAUUUCUUCAACAGUUUCUUUUACAAACAGCUUGUAGCAAAAGGUUAUGAAGGAGUGAAGAGGUGGACAAAAAAGGUGGAUGUGUUCUCUAAAAGAUUGCUGCUGAUUCCCCUCCACUUGGAGAUCCACUGGUCCCUGAUUACUGUGGACGUCCCCAAGCAAAACAUAAACUUCUAUGAUUCCCAAGGAAUAUUGUUCAAGUUUGCUGUUGAAAACAUUUUGAAAUACAUCAUAGCGGAGGCAAAAGAAAAGAAGCACGCUGCUCUCCAAAAAGGCUGGAAGAUGACUGUCAACAAGGGUAUUCCACAACAGAAGAAUGAUAAUGACUGUGGAGUUUUUGUUCUGGAGUACUGCAAGUGCCUGGCAUUUAAAGGACCAUUGCAGUUCACACAAGAGGACAUGCCUAAAGUGCGCAAAAGAAUAUACAAGGAACUCUGUGACUGCAAGCUCUCUGACUUACAAAAACAGGUCUAAGUUUAAUGUUUAAACGCUCAUGUGCUGGUCAAUGGAUUUUUUUUUUGUUGGUCACGAUGGAAGAGGACCUGCACCUCACGGUCAUAAGUCUGGAGAGAAUUCGUCAUUCGUUGUUCUGGACAAGAAACUGACUCGAGAUGCCAAAACAUCAAGCUUCUGCACAUGGUCAGUUUUACAUCGUCUCCAGAUGACGUUAACUGUUGGCUAUCGAAAGGCUACUUCUAACAAUCAUGUGUGGCAACCUCAGAAAACAAAUGAGUCUUCUUUUUGUACAUUUCUUUGUCCUAAGCCUUUGCAGCUUGUUAAACCUUUUACCCAUAUCCCAAACUAUGUGGUUCUGUCAGAUUCCUUUUAAACAAAUAUGCAGUGUGAGAUACACAGCAUGUAACUUGAAGGAUCUGCAUUUUAUAUUCUCGACUGCGUUCUGAAUUUGAACAAAAGGCAAACUUUUAAAUGAAUGUACUGUUAAAAUGAAGAAUUUUUUUUUAAUUUCCCCACAGAACUUGACAUUUAAACAACAGUUUCUCAGCAACAAAUCUCAGACUGACCAUGCUUUCCUAAUGGGCCAUAUUCUUUUUAUCUUUCAUACUCUUUGUUAGAAGCACUCUAGACACUUUCUUUAACGCUUUAAUGUUUUUUUAAAAGCAAUGUCACCUGACAGUUCCUGUAGCAUGUAGUUGUAAGUUCCGUUUCGACUUCCAUAAGGUGUUUUACGUUCAUGGUAACCAUGGUUUUAAAAGAAUUAUGUACCAGAGUGGGUCAAGUUUAGUUGUGGUUUGACUACUAAGCAAGUUAAAACCAUGUAUGUACUUCAACCAGACAGAACAGCUUGUAUUCAUGAAGGCUGGUGUAUAUUCACAGAACAGUGACGGGAACUAUAUUAAUGAUAGCCUUCAAUUAAAAAAAACAAAGCUUUACUGUGUACGUAGCUGGCACAGUAUGGUACAGAUGUAUUUCCAGCACAGUCCUUGUCCAUUAAUGACAGCCAGAAUGACCAACAGUUAUGAGUAAAUAGGGUUAGAUAUCAAUUUGUGGGAUACUGUAUUUUUAGUUACUUGAAGUGUAACUACAAAAUUUGACCUCAGUGAAAUGCUUCUGUUUCCUUCUGUUUGACUACUAUUUGUCAUUAUUUAAACAACCAUAUAAAACAUUAUUGUUAACAUUC
This is a messenger RNA of Pangasianodon hypophthalmus (striped catfish), 3144 nucleotides long. It is a transcript of the gene senp5, whose product is annotated as SUMO specific peptidase 5. Gene Ontology annotation, molecular function: deSUMOylase activity. The record is from RefSeq and is a predicted model, not a curated record. Gene Ontology annotation, cellular component: nucleus. Gene Ontology annotation, biological process: protein desumoylation. Lineage: Eukaryota; Metazoa; Chordata; Actinopteri; Siluriformes; Pangasiidae.